UUUGGAGCGGUUGUAAUCCAUUGCAGAAUUUGACCCAGGUCAGAUCCUGAUCUCAGUUACCCCAGUGUAAAUCCAGAGAUAACUCCAGUCAAGUCAGUAGCUAUUGCUAGUAUCAACCCAACUUUUAUUUAACAUAAUCUCCCCAACAGGGUGCAUCCCCCUGGCACAGCACUUUCCCAGUUAAAUCAGUACAUGGGGUGGGGGAGAGAGACACUGAACCUUAAAUCUUUAUCCCUCAAGUCCAUGCCACUGAGCUCCCUGGCUGCUGGGGUUUGGUUCCCGCAGGGGCUCCUGUUCACCAGCCUCGUGUGUCUUUUCUUUUCUUUUCUUUUCUUUUCUUUUCUUGGGGCCCCGAGUCCCGCCUCUCUGCCCGGGGAGGCAAAGGUUUGGGAAAGCAGUGAGCCAAUAAGGCCGGCCCCUAGCAAGCAGCCCUGAUAGGGUAACGCUGCUUGGCUGGGCUUUUUUUCAGAACUGCUCAGCUUGCUGGCUGGGAGCUGGUUCCCUCAGCAUCUUCCCUGGGAGGCAGCGAGCAGAGGCUGGGGAAGGCACCCUGAUCUUUCACCUGCCCUCUAGCCAGUAGGGAAGGCCAGGCGGGGGGGUGUGGCUAAGCUCUAUCCUGCCAAUCACCUUCACUUUUGACAGCCAGCCUUCUCCUCCCCCCAUCACCCCCCCCAUCAGUGAACUCUGCUGCCAAAGUGUUCUCGGGGAGGACCGUCAAAAGCAAUGACAUCAGUAUUUUAAACCAACUUGUUAUUCGGGGAGCAAUCAGUUGCAAUUAGGUAUUAAUUAAGUAUUAUGAAAGUUGAUUAUUUGAGUGAAUUCGGCUUUCGUCUCUCCGACUAUGCUGAAAGAAGUAUAUGCACUGACGCAACCUCAGGAAAAUCCAAGAUGGCUGCCAAGCGCAAAGGCGGCCUGAAGCUAAAUGCGAUCUGUGCCAAGCUCAGCCGCCAGGUGGUCUUUGAUCAUGGGGGAUCGGAACAGGUGCGGUUGGACAAGGGUCCCCAAAGGGAAAGCGGCAACAAGGAACCGCCCCAGCCUGAGACCAAGGAGCUGGGGGCCAAAUUUUCUGAUGGACUUAACCGUGUUCAGAAGAUAGAGGAGAACAAGCGGAGGGAGGUGAUUGAGAAGUGGGUGAACGGGGAGUACAAUGACGAGACCCUGCUGGGCCGAGCAGAGGGCAAGGAAUGUAAGGCCGCCGAGAAUGUGGAGGUGCCCCCCGAAGGGGUUUACAUGGUACAGCCCAAGGGCUGCAGCGAUGAAGAAGAUAAUGGGGAUGAGGCAGACGGCAGCUUCCCGGACGACAGGGAUUCAGAUGGGCCUGCCUCCAAGGAUGAAAGAUACCGACCCUCCAGCGGCCAGACGGGCUCCAAGCUGGCUGGAGGAGCUGCCUCAGGGGAAGCUUCUUCCCUGCGCGAUUACGCCGCCACCACCAUGAACGAGUUCCUGGGCAUGUUUGGCUACAACGACCAGAACAUGCGGGAUGAGCUGACCCGCAAGAUCAGCUUCGACAAGCUGAACGCUGCUACCUCAGAGGCCUCCUCUGCCACUGCCUCCCUCCCUGGCGAGGACGCCAUGAGCAAGCGAGCCCGCUUCUCCAAGUACGAGGAGUAUAUCCGCAAGCUCAAGGCCGGCGAACAGCUCUCUUGGCCCAUCCACCCAGCCAAGUCGGAGGAGCUGAGCUCCAAGCUGGGCAAGGAGCCUUCAUCAGUGCUGACACAGCCCAUCCGAGUACUGCCGGGGCCGGAUGCCACCCUGCUAACAGAGACCAAAGCCACCAUACUGCCCUUGCCCUCUUCGAGCAGCUCCCAGAUGCAGGGCCUGAUGUCGCGGGCCUCCAAGUACGACUUCUUCAUCCAGAAGCUGAAGACGGGUGAGAGCAUCAGGCCACAGAAUGGCAACACCUACAAGAAGGCCUCUAAGUAUGACCUGGAAAACGUCAAGUACUUGCAUCUCUUUAAGCCCGGCGAGGGCAGCCCAGACAUGGGUGGGGCCAUUGCCUUCAAGACAGGCAAGGUGGGCCGGCCUUCCAAGUACGAUGUGAGGAACAUCCAGAAGCUCACUCCAGUCAAGGCUCCAACACCCAGCCUGGCACCCAACCCUCUUGCCAGUACCCCCAGCAGCGCUCCAGUGGCUGGGCCUGAGCAGCCCGUCUCCUUGCCGUUCAACACCCCUGAGUACCUGAAGUCGACCUUCUCCAAGACGGACUCCAUCACGACUGGGACAGUCUCUACGGUCAAGAACGGAUUACCCACUGACAAACCAGCUGUCACCGAAGAUGUAAAUAUUUACCAGAAAUAUAUUGCCAGGUUCUCUGGGAGUCAGCACUGCGGACACAUACACUGUGCAUACCAGUACCGGGAACAUUACCACUGCCUCGAUCCGGAAUGCAACUAUCAGAGAUUCACUAGUAAACAGGAUGUGAUUCGGCAUUACAACAUGCAUAAGAAACGUGAUAACUCCCUCCAGCACGGCUUCAUGCGCUUCAGCCCCUUGGAUGACUGCAGCGUGUACUACCAUGGCUGUCACCUGAAUGGGAAAAGCACACACUACCAUUGCAUGCAGGUGGGCUGUAACAAGGUAUAUACCAGCACCUCUGAUGUGAUGACCCACGAAAACUUCCAUAAGAAGAACACGCAGCUGAUCAACGAUGGGUUCCAGCGGUUCCGAGCCACAGAAGACUGUGGCACUGUGGACUGCCAGUUCUAUGGGCAGAAAACCACUCACUUCCACUGCAGGCGACCUGGGUGUACGUUCACUUUCAAGAACAAGUGCGACAUCGAGAAGCACAAGAGCUACCACAUCAAGGACGAUGCCUACGCCAAGGAUGGCUUCAAGAAGUUCUACAAGUAUGAGGAGUGCAAGUACGAGGGCUGCGUCUACAGCAAGGCCACUAACCACUUCCACUGUAUUCGGGCGGGCUGUGGCUUCACCUUUACCUCCACCAGCCAGAUGACCUCCCACAAGCGCAAGCAUGAGCGCCGGCACAUCCGCAGCUCGGGGGUGUUGGGCCUCCCCUCCUCUCUCCUGGGAGCCAAGGAUAAUGAGCAGGAGGAGUCCAGCAACGAUGACCUCAUUGACUUCUCCGCCAUGAGCUCUAAGAACUCCAGCCUGAGUGCCUCCCCUACCAGUCAGCAGUCUUCCGUCUCCCUGAUCAUCCCGGCUGCGCUGCCUUCUGCUGCUGAGCUUGCCUCCUCUCAGGCCUGUAAGCCCACCAACAACAUGCCACCGGCCACCAAGAUCUCCGGCCUGCUCUCCCAGGCCCUCCCCAGCAAUAUACCUUUGGCCCUGGCGCUCACCAACUCAGCACUUCCCGGAACGGCCAGCUCCUACUUCCCCAUCAUCCCCAGCCGGGUCUCCACACCACAUCCCGCCAACUCAGCCAAUCUAAUGACUGCUGGUUCAUCCAGCACAAAUCCAGUAUCCUCUACUGCUGCCAAUUCCCCCUCCCAAGCUGUCUCAGGGUCCAGUGAGCCAACAGCCACCUCUUCUCCAGGUCCAGCAGCAUCCAUUAUGGAGAGGAUCUCUGCCAGCAAAGGAUUGAUCUCACCUAUGAUGGCCAGGCUGGCAGCGGCAGCCCUCAAGCCAUCCAUGGCACUCGAAGCAGGGAACGGGCAACUAAUGACUCCCUGCCGGUUCAAUCCGGUUCAAGUGAAGCAGGAGCCCGUGGAGAGUGUGGUGUCCUCAUCCCUGGCGACCCAGGAUUCCUUGCAGGAGCACAGCCUGGACCUGAGCGUGAAAGAUCAUGGUAAUGAAUCAAAUGGCCACACAGUCUCAGCAAAUUCAUCUCUUUUAUCCUCGCUUAUGAAUAAGAUGAACCAGUCCAAUGCCAGCCUUGGCAGCUUGCCAAGCUUGAAGACAGAAGGAGAUGGCAACCAGGCAGGGUCUGGUGAGCCAAUGCAAUACCUGGGCAAAGCAGUGAAGGCACUUGUUCAGGAGAAAAUCUCUGAGCCCUGGAAGAUGUACUUGCGCAGGUUUGGUACCAAGGAUUUCUGUGAUGCCCACUGCGACUUCCUCCAUAAAGUGCAUUUCCACUGCGUGGUGGAGGAAUGUGGUGCCCUCUUCAGCACCUUGGAUGGGGCCAUCAAACAUGCCAAUUUUCACUUCCGAACAGAGGGUGGAGCUGUGAAGGGAAACUCUGAGUCUCCUUUCCCAAGUGCUGCAGAGACCAAGACUUCCUUGGCCCCCUCGUCGCCAUCCACUACUUCCGUCACUAUGGCAAGCGCUCCCAUCCUGGAUGUGCCCACUCCGAGCCCAGCGACUGUGCCCUCUGCCCCCACACUGCUAGCUUGGAAGCAGCUGGCUUCCACCAUACCCCAGAUGCCUCAGAUCCCAGCAUUGGUGCCUAACCUGGCAACUUCACCCUUGGCAACAACUUCCCUAGAGAACGCCAAGCCUCAGGUCAAACCUGGAUUCCUCCAGUUCCAGGAGAAUGACCCCUGUCUGGCGACAGACUGCAAGUAUGCCAACAAGUUCCACUUCCAUUGUCUCUUCGGGAACUGCAAGUACGUGUGCAAAACCUCUGGCAAAGCAGAGUCCCACUGCCUGGACCACAUCAACCCCAACAACAACCUGGUGAAUGUGCGAGACCAGUUUGCUUACUACUCGCUCCAGUGUCUCUGUCCAAACCAGCACUGUGAAUUCAGGAUGCGGGGACAUUACCACUGUCUUCGGCCUGGCUGCUACUUUGUGACCAACAUCACCACCAAACUUCCCUGGCAUGUGAAGAAACAUGAGAAGGCAGAGCGAAGAGCAGCCAAUGGUUUCAAGUACUUCACUAAACGGGAAGAGUGUGGCAGGCUAGGUUGCAAGUAUAACCAGGUGAACAGCCAUUUCCACUGCAUUCGAGAGGGCUGCCAGUUUUCCUUCCUACUCAAGCACCAAAUGACAUCCCACGCCAGGAAGCACAUGAGGAGGAUGCUCGGGAAAAACUUUGACCGAGUUCCCACGCAGGUUAUUGGCCACACUUCAAGAAAUGAAAAUCUCCCCCAUGUUGGCAGCAUGGCACCCAGCCCAGCUUCAUCAGGAACCCCAGCUUCCUUUCAGGGACCCCAAAGCAUGAUGGACAUUGAAACAGAUGAGUACAUGGAUUACACUGGCUGUAGCCCCGGGGGCAUCUCCUCUGAAUCCUCCAAUAUGGACCGCAGCUGCUCCAGCACUCCAGUGGGCAAUGAAAGCACAUCAGCAGGGAACACCAUCACCAUGCCAACUGCCUCGGGGGCCAAAAAGCGCUUCUGGAUCAUCGAGGAUAUGUCUCCAUUUGGCAAGCGCCGCAAGACAGCCUCCUCGCGCAAGAUGCUGGAUGAGGGGAUGAUGCUGGAGGGUUUCCGCCGCUACGAUCUCUACGAGGACUGCAAGGACACCAACUGCCAGUUCUCCCUCAAGGUCACCCACUACCACUGCACCCGGGAGAACUGUGGCUACAAGUUCUGCGGCCGCACCCACAUGUACAAGCACGCCCAGCAUCACGACCGUGUCGACAACCUGGUGCUGGAUGACUUCAAGCGCUUCAAGUCCUCACUGAGCUGCAACUUCCCCGACUGCCAGUUCUCUGGCAACAGCACGCACUUCCACUGCCUGCGCUGUGGCUUUCGCUGCACUGACAGCACCAAGGUGACUGCCCACCGCAAGCACCACGGCAAGCAGGACGUCAUCAGUGCUGCCGGCUUCUGCCAGUUCAGCUCCAGUGUGGACUGCGAGGUGCCCGACUGCAAGUACAAGCUCAAGUGCUCCCACUUCCACUGCACCUACCCCGGCUGCAAACAUACUGUGGUGGGCAUGUCACAGAUGGACUCGCACAAGCGCAAGCAUGAGAAACAGGAGCGGGGGGAGCUGCCAGCCAUCUCUCCCGGCCCCGAGGGCCUCCAUCACUCCACCCUGGAGUAUGACAUCCAGAACUCUUCCGUAAACUUGGACAGUUCCCUCAACCUCAGCACUGAUGCCAACAGCUCCCUCUUCUUCCUGCAGAAUGCAGCUGGUGUGGGCCUCAAUGACUCCUUGGACCUCAGCAAGAAGCUACCGGAGGCUGCUGCUGGUCCAUCACCCAGCAGAGUAGGGACAAGCCCUCACGAGAGCAGGGUGAUGGUAUCCAACUCCGGCGAUGUGGAGGAUGAAGACGAUUCAUCCCAAGAUGAGACAGAGGAGGAGGAGAUAAAUGAGGAAGAGGAUGAUGAUGAAGAGGAUGACGAUGAUGAUGACGAUGACGAUGACGAAGAUGAGGAAGACCUGAACACAGACUCUGAAGAGUCACUCCCCGACCCUGAGGGCCUGGCCACUAAAGAGGAUGGGGAAACAGGGGAGGCCUCUACUUCCAUAGACCAUGGUGAUGCUUCCAGGCCUCUGGAUGAGCCAAACCCAGACCUCGUGUCAGCCCCCACCCCUACCCUGACCCCAACCCACACCCUCGCACCGGCAGCUUCUCCUUAACCUUAGAGACAGCAGCAGGUUUGGUUUUGCUCUUAAAUGAAAUUAUUAAGAGGACCCCUUAUGAGGCGAGAACAAAGCACCGGGACGGAAAGCGACAAAACGAACUCCACACCGCACGCAUGAGGCCCCACGGGACCGACAGGACAGACAUGGUCGCAUGGGGCCAGUGCACCAUCACUUCAUUCUGCGGAUGACAGAAGACAGGGCAGGACGCAGAGACACGAAACCCUUCUAGAUGGAUACUAGCUCUGAGGGUGACAUCUGCUCUCCUUUCCUCCCCUCAUUGUGGGGCGUGUGCCCAGUCUCGGGACCCCUUCUUUUGGGGUGGGCUUUUCCCCCCCUCUUUUAUUUCUGGAUUUUAUUUUUCCAUGGUUUUAGUUGUAUGAUACUAAUAAUAAUCUCCACUCCUCAGAAGGAGGGUGUGGGGAUGGCAGGUGAUGAAUUUUAGAAUUAUAUGGGUUUUUUUAAGUGCGUGUAAGGAACUGGUGGCACAAAGGCAACUAGCUAAGCCUUUACCGGGGGGGUGGGUGGGUGUCUUUUUCUUUUUUCCAGCAUUAAAUAAAUGGGAGAGACUGAUGCACCAGACAGCAAGGGUGGGAGGGGGUAUUUAUUAUCUUACGAACGAGGAAGCAUUAAUGAAUCAGUGGGGCUGGGAAUGGAACACUUCUCUGUUCUUCCAGAUUCUCUUUAUUAUUAUUAUUAAUAAUAAUAAUAAUUUUUAAAUGCUGUUUAUAUUGUUAAGCUUCCCUUUGUUUAGAACUGUUGGAACAGCUGUAGGUCACCUCCCCCAGCUCCUGCUGAUCUCCUGGUAGUGAUCUAGCUGCAGCCAUGGUAGGGAAGGUCGCCAUAUGGCAGUUAAAGGGUCUGUCACUCACACUGGAGGACUGGGGUUUAACCCCCACUCCCAUCCCCAGGUGCUACCCCUUUUUCUCUAGAUUUAGGCUCUUUCUUUUUGGUGCUUCAGAGACAGCACCCCUGUCUCAGGCAGGCUGUGAAUGGAGGCAGGAGUAGAAGGUGAGAUUAGCAUCCUUUGCCUCAGUGCAGCUGGAGGGGAAGCACUCCUGCUGCUGGAAGAGCAAUGCCUUGCCACUUGCCCUCUGAUGCAGGGCGAUUAAAUUUUUUAAAUGAUGAGCAAGCAAAAUAUCCUCAGUGUUUUCCUCCUCAAGGUGAGAGUGGGCAAGUAGAUUCUGUGCAAAGGCUAAUGAAUUUCCUGAAGGGGGGAGAGAGCAUAGCCACCACCCACACAGAAAGGGUGGGGGGAAUUAAGGUAGACACUGGGCCAGCAGUGGGACAACAUAGCUCUCUCUCCAGCAUCUGAGGAGACAGCCAUUGCUUGCUCAGGUCCUGCACCCAAAUACCCUUGGCUGCUGUAAGCCACUCCUGUGGCACGGCGAGCAGUGGAACCUGAGAGCACUGCUACCUCCAGUGCAGCAGGGUGUCAAGCUUACUCCACAUGGGCGAAUGGCACCAAGGCCUGCAGGCAGCACCAUGGUAGCUGGACAGACCUACAGCACUCAAAUGGUUACAAGCUCUCCCACUUUUCUCUUCCCCCAACCCUGCCAGUAAAGAGUUUACACACACACUACAGGAGACUAUCCACCAUUUUCAUAGAUGACAGUUGCUGUUUGACCCCCAAGUCCUGAAACAGAGAGCUUGUCUACACAUGUGCACUGGCCCCAGAAGGACAAAGUGUGAAUGAAGCUUGAUGCAGUGAUUUCGGUGCCAGUGUGUAGACCAACUGGGCAUUUUGCUCCCUUGUGUCUAAGACUUUGCCCUUGUUUAUUUUGUUCUGUUUUAAUUAUUUUUUCUAAUAACAAACCCCCUAAGCCCAAGGAAUCCCUGUCAUUCAUUUCUACCCUACACAGAAAGAGGCCUCAAGCAGUUUUGGUUGUUUUCUUAUUAUUUUCCUAAGGAGCCAGCGUGGAUCUGGGUCCAAAUGAUAGACAAGCUCCUCAGCUGUUUAAAUGCAGGGAGAUGUUUGGAUAACGCUUAAAAAGGAAAGGGGGGGGGAGAGAAAAAGGAAAAAAAUAACAAAAAAAAGGACUGUACAGUAUUUUUCCUUUAAAGGUUAUUAUAUAUAGAACAAAGAGAAACAAUGCCUGCCAGAGGAGACGGGCCUGCCUUCUGGAUAGCCCUUAGAGCCUAGAUUUGGUUACUUGUGUGCAAUUUGUUUUUCUCUUUCAGGGUUUGGGUUUUUGUUGGGUUUUUUUAAGAAUUUAUUGGUAGGGGGCAGCAGAGGAGGGAGGGGCCUUAACUUCAUGGUUUGAGGCUGUCUUCAUACUCCUAGCACUGACUGGAGCUGCACGAUUCCGAAUUUUAACUUGAAUUUUGUAGACAAACAAAUGGCUGUUGUGAAAAGAAGUUUGUAGUUUAAUUUAAUAUGGUGGGGGCAGGGGUUUGCUAGCGGUUAUUUGUGUGGCUUUUAUUUUUCAUAUGGUUUUAUUUUUGUUUGUUACUCUUCCCCGCCUCCCCCACCCCGCUUCUUGUUUUCUAGUACAGUCCUCCCCUAUUACUCCCCACACACACCAAUAUAAGGAAACUAGCUUCCUUAGUGAGUACAGAGAGGGACUUGGGGCAUGUUGUCCCAGAGGCAGGAUGGAUUAGAUUGGCUGUAUUUAGAGCAUUUAGCUGCAGGUUUUAUACUGUGUUGCCCUUGUCCAAGCACUUACCUACUAGCGUGAUGGGUGCUAUAGAAAACCCUCUAGUCCUAACAUGGCUCCAAAUCUGCAAAUACACACACCAGUGCUUAAUUUGCACCAUUGAAGUCAACGGUGUUUUGCCAUUUACUUCAAUGGGACUGCAAGCUUAGAACUCCAUACAGUCAUAAGGAUGUUCAGGAUUGGGGAGCCCCUGGAAGGGGUAAGAUAAUGGAGAUGGAUAACUCCCUGCAGUUAGUGGUUGCUAUGCAGGACAGCUAGGAGCCUGCAUCUUCAGAUCUCACCAGCCUCCACUGACCGAAUCCUAUAAGGUGGCAGGUGAAAGCAGCUGUGUAGGGCAGAGGUCUGAGAAGAGAACCACCACUCCCUCCCCCACUGUCAACCCCACAGUGUCUCAAGCAGGAGCUGCGUUUAUGACUCAUCCCUGCCCCCCCCCCCCCCCAUCCAUCUCUGACCCAUACACCAAACCCUCUUCCCACCUUAAACAGUUCUUUUUUUCAGGAGCUGGCACUGGGAAAGGACAGGCUGGUACCAGACUCAGCCCGCCCAACAAGGGCCUGAUCUGGCAACACGCUGAACUCCCUCCCAUAGCACUCACUGAGAGUGCCCACCACCUCAAGACGGGGCCUCAGGUUGACCCGCACUGCUCAAUCUGCCUAUCCCUGAUUGCAUUUCCUUUUCUUUCUUUCUUUCCAACUGAAAACUCAAGAUGGGUUAAAACCAACAAGUCUUUUUCGCCACAUAAAGACCCUCAUUCAACAAAGCCUUUAAACAUAGCAAAUAAAUUGCGUGGUUAUUUUAAUGAGACGUGAACAUGGGCUUCUAGUUAGCAUUUCCUUAAGGGAGUUGCUGAACAGGGAUGGAUUUAAGUGCGUUCCUGAACUGAGGCCAUGUACAGCACACAGGACUCCAGUUCAGCAAGUGGUGUAUGACUUUAAGCACUGGAGUCAGUGGGGCUGCUCACAUGAUGAAAUUUAGGCAUGUGUUUAAAAUAGCUUGCUGACCUGAGGACCAGGGAGUUCAACUGACUGACUUAGGAGCGGGAGAGACAAGACCGAAUUAGUCUGUUCAAAACAAAAUAAAAACAAAAGCCCUUGAGACAAACCCUCCCAAUUCUGCCACCAUUCGCUGCUGGAGAGAGAGAAAAAAGCAACGAGGCCAUUCUAGACACACACUCAACUGGAUUAAUGUCUGUGUAGAAGAAAUUUU
Molecule: messenger RNA, 10289 nt
Organism: Dermochelys coriacea (leatherback sea turtle)
Lineage: Eukaryota; Metazoa; Chordata; Testudines; Dermochelyidae
Gene: CASZ1
Product: castor zinc finger 1
Exons: 18
Coding region: 796-6423 (1875 amino acids)
Biological process (GO): regulation of neuron differentiation; positive regulation of transcription by RNA polymerase II
Cellular component (GO): nucleus
Molecular function (GO): DNA-binding transcription factor activity, RNA polymerase II-specific; RNA polymerase II transcription regulatory region sequence-specific DNA binding
Source: RefSeq, a predicted model, not a curated record